ACAUAUCUGUCAGUUUUGAGGUGUUUUCAUGGCGUUUUGGUCGAUUUAACUUUGUAGAUUGAUCUUUAAAUAUCCAAUAUAUUAUCAUCACAAAACGAAAAAUGACUACAUUAUCCCAUAAAAAACCUCGACGCAAAAAUAUUCAACAUAGUGAUCCCGGGAAAAUUUUGGAUUUAGUGAUGAGCUUGACUGAUGAUAAAUGUAGUGAAAUACAGAUGAAAAUCAAUACGUAUUUAUCCGAAGAAUGUGAAGCGGAAUUGGUAGUGCCAGUGAUUGUAAAUCGCGACCGUAAGGAAGCGUUUGUAGAAGUUGUGGGAAUAGCAGCUUUACCGCGAAAGAUGAAAAUUCACUUAACUUCAAAGUUUAUGGAUACGUUAAAAACUAACGUGGAACAAACGGACCUUCUGGCUAACUUUGGCGAAGAUUUCCAAAAUAUUGUCAAUCCCUUUGUUGGAAAAGACACAAAGAAGCGUCUGGUUCUAUUUUCCGUCAACGACGUUCCAUUUACCGUAAUCUUCUGUAUUGUGGCGCCGAAAGCAGAAGAAAGCAGUAUUCCAAUCAUUAUUUACGAGUGUGGACUAUUCGUCUGGCCAACUUUGAAGAAGGCGAUUGCGUUCGAGUACGAGAAUUCUUUGAAAAUAAAAUGCCAACAACUGCUGCGUGUCGCCAAGAGGCUAUUUACUCAAGUGUCAUCUUUAGGUACCUUGCUACAAAUCGCAAUGGAUCAAGCGAAACAGCUGACCAAGGCUGAGCACUGCGUUGUGUUUCUAGUUGAUGUCGACAACAUGGAGCUGUACGAGUCCUGCUCCACCAAUAAGGAUGAAACCCGACGAUUUCCACUGGGCAUGGGGAUCGCAGGCGAGGUGAUCAAGACUGGGUCGUUAAUCAACGCUCGAUUUCCACGUGAACACCCCGCUUAUAAUCCCGCAAUUGAUGGAAUACCAAAAAUUGAGUGCAGAAAUCUCCUGUGUUUUCCAAUACGUGAACAGACGGGCAUCAUUGGCGUGGGCCAACUGAUAAACAAGAUAUCGGACCCUUAUUUUGACGGCAUGGACGAGGAGAUGGCUCUGGCCUUCAGCAUCUACUGCGGGGUCUGCAUCCUGCACUCCGUGGUCUACCAGAAGAUUCAGGAAGCUCACAUUCGGAACGCUCUCGCUAACGAACUUAUUAUGUACCACAUGAAGGUUGGUCGUCUCUGGAUUUCUUUCUAUUCCAUGACAAAACUGAAUACCUAAUUAACAAAAUGCCGUUUCCACUAUCACCCUCACGUAACCAGUCUCCACUUCAACCCUCGCGCUCUACCACUGCGAGAACUGCCCUGCUAUGCCGCCAAGAUGUUUGUGGACCUUGGAUAUGAUGUGAAGUUCAACAUCAAACCGCCGAAGUUGUCCCGAUUUAUUCUCUACGUGAAGAAGGGUUACCGUGACGUGCCCUAUCACAGCUGGACCCAUGCCUUCAACGUGGGACAGUGGGCAUUCGCUGCACUCAUGAACUAUAAGCUCGUUGCCAACGGAUACUUUACUGACCUGCAAGCUCUAAUGUAUUUGGUGGCGGCCUUCAUGCAUGAUAUUGACCAUCGCGGCACCACCAACAGCUUCCAGAUUCACGGAGAAACAACGUUAGCAGCUCUAUACUCAAGCGAGGGUAGCGUGAUGGAGCGCCACCACCUGGCACAGGCUAUGUGCAUCCUCAACACUGAGGGAUGCGACAUUCUGGAGACUCUGCCACGGAGGGAUUAUGACAGAGCCAUCAUGAUGCUUCGAGACAAUAUCCUGGCUACCGAUCUGGCUAAUUACUUCAAGAAUAUCAACGAGUAUAAAGUAGUAGCGAUGGACUACCAAAGGGGCAACCGAGCACAUUUCACUGCUCUACAAGCCAUGCUGAUGAACGCAGCCGAUCUCGGCGACCAGCUCAAAGACUGGGGUUGUGUGAAGAAAACUGCUGCGGCGGUCUUAACGGAGUUCUUUAAGCAAGGCGAGCUGGAGAAGAUGCGAGGGGUCUCGCCGACCAGUGAGAUGGACAGUGACAAGUGCUUCAUACCGGACUUGGAGAUCCAGUUCUUGCAGACCAUCUGCAUACCGCUAUAUGAUAUGAUCGGCAAGAUAAUACCUAAAGCAGCGGCUUGUACUAAGAUCAUCGAGAACCACGUUGAACGAUGGGAAGCGGCGAAACCUGUGUUCGCAGAGGUGCCAAUAACAUCAGGUCUAUCAGUUCUGCUGAGCCCAGAACUGGAUACUCUCAUACAGCUGAACCUCAAAGAGGCUGGCAAAGACGACCUUAUGGAAAAUGAAAGCAUCUUACCGGAGACUAACACUACCACGUCUUAAAUAAUGUGUUAUUUAACAUUACCAAAUCCCUAAAAUUCCUUAAUUUUGUAAAUCCCCAUGCAUUCACUGCCCUGCGGAUUUUUACAGUGCCCGAAUUAAAAGACAUUACUAGAGGGCCCGCACGCACUAUUUAAUCCUUUUUUUGAUGGAAGGUAAAUGAUUAACUGACUUCACCCGCCUUGGGUGAAGCGAAGAG
Molecule: messenger RNA, 2523 nt
Organism: Spodoptera frugiperda (fall armyworm)
Lineage: Eukaryota; Metazoa; Arthropoda; Insecta; Lepidoptera; Noctuidae
Product: cGMP-dependent 3',5'-cyclic phosphodiesterase-like
Exons: 16
Biological process (GO): positive regulation of gene expression; negative regulation of receptor guanylyl cyclase signaling pathway; cGMP catabolic process
Cellular component (GO): synaptic membrane; mitochondrial outer membrane; cytosol
Molecular function (GO): protein homodimerization activity; 3',5'-cyclic-GMP phosphodiesterase activity; 3',5'-cyclic-AMP phosphodiesterase activity
Source: RefSeq, a predicted model, not a curated record